UGGAGUGAGAGGGGGAAAAAGGAGAGUGAGGAAACACUGAUCCAAAAUUUUAAACAUUUUAAAGAGAAAACCAGAAGAAACUUCAUAUAAACUGCUGACAAACUUGUGUUGAAGAAGAGAGAAGAUAAGUACUGCACCUGGAACUCAAUUCAAAUAAAGAAGCUGCAAAAGACAGGAGUAAUCUUAGUUGCCUCUUAAAUAUCUUUAAUAACGGAAUUUUUGUGGAGAAUCAGAUAUUUGCAAUAGAACUUCCAGAAACAUACAAAAUGAACAAGAAGGAUGAACCCCUGAGUUAUGAAGAAGCCAUAAACAAGGCGGCUAAUGCAAUUUAUCGUUUUCCUCUGAUUGAGGUGCAAGGUGUACCUCUCAUGAACUGGGUUGCUCAAAACUGGAGCUCUGUUUGGGCUUUCUGCCCCAAUCCAUCUGAUUUGCUCAUCUCCACCUACCCUAAAGCAGGUACAACAUGGACCCAGGAAAUAGUCGAUCUGUUGCUGCACAAUGGAGACGCUGAGAUUUGCGGGAGAGCUCCAACUGUUGUACGGAGCCCGUUUCUUGAGAUGAAUUCUCCUCCUCCUAUUCCAUCAGAGGGCUACUGCGUGACGUCACCGUACCGCGAGAUUGUGCUAGGGCGCCAUACUGGAAGACCAGGAAUGGAUCUCCUAAAAACAAUGAAACCUCCCAGAUUGAUCAAGACACAUCUACCCAUACAGCUGGUGCCUGAAGGAUUCUGGGAAAAUAAAUGCAAGGUUAUUUAUGUGGCUCGAAAUGCCAAAGACAACCUAGUCAGCUACUACCACUUUGACCAAAUGAAUCUGACUCAGCCAGAACCAGGAUCAUGGGAAGAAUAUAUCCAGAAGUUCAUGAAGGGAAAAUUGGGCUGGGGAUCUUGGUACGACCAUGUUAAAGGUUACUGGAAAGAAAGAGAGAAGAGGAAUAUUCUUUACCUUUUCUAUGAGGACAUGAAAGAGAACCCUCGUCGAGAAAUAGUGAGGAUUAUGCAGUACCUGGACCUGUCACUAUCUGAUGAUAUCAUCAACAAGGUCAUGGAGUUGACAUCCUUUAAUGUGAUGAAGAACAACCCAAUGGCCAACUACUCUUUCAUCCCAAAGCCAGUAUUUGACAAUUCCAUCUCUGCUUUCAUGAGAAAAGGAGAGGUUGGAGACUGGACCAACUACUUCACACCAGCUCAGUCUCAAAUGUUUGAUGAAGACUAUGCCAGACAAAUGGCUGAUGUGGACAUUCCCUUUCGCACCAACAUAUGAAAGAUCUCACCGAGAACCUAUUCUAAGAUAAAACACUACAUUAAACAUGGAUAUGCAAAAAUAAUUUGGACAGUUGUGACAAAACUCAUAGAAAGUAUUACUUUAUGAAGGAUUUGUGAAAAAACUCUUAACAAUCUCUGCAUAAUCUCAUGCAACAUAAUUUUGUACAAACUUUAUUCAUUAUCAGUUGUAGAUCUAUUACUUUUCUGAUCCAAACUUGCUGGUCCUGUUAUGGCAAAAUAUUUUGCUAUGAUUAAUGUAUGGAAAUGACAGAAAUAUGCCAUGCAGUUUAUAUUCUGAAA
Messenger RNA from Neoarius graeffei (lesser salmon catfish), 1564 nucleotides. RefSeq names its product sulfotransferase family 1, cytosolic sulfotransferase 6 (gene sult1st6). NCBI's taxonomy places the organism in Eukaryota, Metazoa, Chordata, Actinopteri, Siluriformes, Ariidae. The transcript has 8 exons. Gene Ontology annotation, molecular function: sulfotransferase activity. The record is from RefSeq and is a predicted model, not a curated record. The coding region runs from base 267 to 1262 and encodes 331 amino acids. Gene Ontology annotation, biological process: sulfation. Gene Ontology annotation, cellular component: cytoplasm.